Messenger RNA from Protopterus annectens (West African lungfish), 1710 nucleotides. RefSeq names its product sulfiredoxin 1 (gene SRXN1). The transcript has 2 exons. The record is from RefSeq and is a predicted model, not a curated record. Gene Ontology annotation, cellular component: cytoplasm. The coding region runs from base 35 to 481 and encodes 148 amino acids. Gene Ontology annotation, biological process: cellular response to oxidative stress. Lineage: Eukaryota; Metazoa; Chordata; Ceratodontiformes; Protopteridae. Gene Ontology annotation, molecular function: sulfiredoxin activity.
AGGAGGAAGUAGUGCUGGUUACUAAAAAGUUACAAUGUUUCAUUGUGUCAGGUGUGCUUCAUUCAUUGUAACUGUCUUCUCCCGAGAUUCCUUCCGAUUGCACAUGGCCGGUAAUUUGGGAAUGCCAGAAAAGGGGCUAAUAGAAAACACCCAGCGCAUCCAUUCGGGCAAUUUGGAUGAAGUACACGAAGUGCCCAUGCGGGUCAUUAUCCGACCUCUUACUUCACAGCUGGAGGAGGACAAGGUGCGCAGUUUAAUGGAGACCAUACAGAACCCCGAUGAGGCUUUCAAAGUCCCUCCAAUUGAUAUCCUUUGGAUCAAAGGACGACAGAAUGGUGACUACUUCUAUUCCUUUGGGGGCUGCCAUAGAUACGCUGCCUAUCAGAGACUUAACAUGAAGACCAUACCAGGGAAAUUGAUCAGAUCUACAGUCUCUGACCUGCGAAUUUAUUUAGGUUCCUCCACUCCUGAUCUUCUCUGAAUGCUGUUGGACUUUGAAAGCAUCCGUAGAAGCAUUGCCUUCCACUUUUGUUUGUAAAAAGGGGCAUGCGGUCAUCAAUUAGUCAUCAUUUGUGCAGAAGCUGCAUUUAUUUAAACGCAGCAUGAUGUCUCACUCUGAAUUUUUUUUUCAUGUGUUCAGUUUUAUAUGUAUGCCUUUUUAUACAAGCUUCCAAGCAGUUGACUGUUUAUACCGUGAGUAAGAAAUCACAAGUCUCUAGCAGUGCCAGUAAUGGUUUCUGGGCUAGCUUAUCUCACCUCAGUUACCCUGAAAAGAUCAUGUGACUUUCUGCUGCUGGGAUUUCUGCAAGCUGUUUGCAGCCAACUGUUGUAGCAGUGACAGCGGUGCUUCAGUAGCCAGGCUACAGUUACAAUUGUUAUAGCCACAUGCCUAAAACUACAUGUUUAACCUACAUUUUUUUAAAUGAAUCUUGCACCAGACUACAUAUUUACUUUAGUUUAUUAACUGAGAGGAUUCAGACUAGUUGCUCAAGGAGAACAUUUCUAAAGAUAAUAAAAGUACCAUUGGUCACAAUACAAGUGUAAACCAUCAGUGUUAAGUACGUCAGUGUUAUCAAAAUGAGCAUUUUACAUUUUAUAAAACGUUUAUUUAUAUGUUCUAAAUCCUCUCUUUUCCUGAAUACUUGUAGUUAUGGUUAUUGGCCCCACAUUUAUGCUGUGUCAUUUAUUUAUUGGCCCUGUGUUUAUGUACUGUGAUUUGUAGUUAUGUUUACUGCUCUUGUGUGUUUAUGCACUUUGAUGUUUAGUGAUUUUCUACUGUGUCAUUAUCGUUUCAAUGAGUUAUAGUGGCACAGUUCUGUCAGGUAACAUGAUUAGAUGCAUGCCAUCUGCUUAUAACAUGUCAGAAUUGAAUUAUCAUACUAUCUGCAUGCUACAAGUAGAAAUUAACUUAAAGUACAACAACAAAACUGCAUAAUGUUUUUCCAUUUCCCAUAACUGCACGGUAGUGAAAUACAUAUACAUAUACAAAUACAGUUGUAAUUCAGAUGGCAAUGUGGCAAAUAAUGACAUGCCCAUAAAUGUAUUCCAGCUGACUAUUCAGAAAGUGGAGCAUUUUUAGUUUUGCAAAUAUUUUUAUUAUAAAUUAUGCAUUGUAUUAUUCUAUCAUUAUUUAGGAUUGUCACUAAAUAUAUGUUUAAUAUUUAUCUUCUUUUUUUGUUAAUUGUUUGGCAACAUGAAAUGUUAAAUCUU